This is a messenger RNA of Acanthosepion pharaonis, 1503 nucleotides long. The record is from the annotation of a GenBank genome assembly. Lineage: Eukaryota; Metazoa; Mollusca; Cephalopoda; Sepiida; Sepiidae.
AUGCUUCCGGGCGAAUACAGCAACCUGAAGCAAUACCACAACGACGCUAUAAGUUCCAACGCCGUACCAACAAAAGAGAGGCACAUUUACAUCCGAUCGCGUUACACGCCGAUCCAACUUCCAGCGCUAGAUUCGGACACAGUCAAUUUCUUUGUGGAACAUUUUAUGGAUAAUACAGGCCGGCCGUCACAGCAAAAGGUCUACAGUUUCGUAUUGGAUCCAACACGGAAUUCUAUUCGGAUGGAGGUUUACAAAUUAGAAAAUAUUGGUGAUAUUAAAAAGUCGCGAGUGUCACGGUCAAAAUUGCAUAAUAUAAGCACAACCGAACUUUACAGACAUCGCGAAUGUGAUAUGUUUUGGAGACGUUUGGGCAUGCGCACUUUUGCAGCAGCAACAGGUCACCAGUGUGUGGCAUAUAUGAAAGGAGAACAGGACAAUCUGCUCAACGAAAUCGGACGUAAGGUAAAAAUUCUGGUGUCCAUUGUACUGACACCGACAUAUAUUAAUACGCAAGAAGGAUGGUACCGACUAGCGGACCAAAGUACGGUCACAGAGACUGGAGUACCUUAUAAGCUAAUCAAAGUUAAGAAGAUCAAACAAAAACUCUUCUUCGUUCCAAGACGACGACUUACAUUAAAUAGAGGAAGGAGGUCUAGAUUAAGAUUCGGUCGAUCACGUCGUCCACAAAAAGAUUCACCGGACCUUACCAAUGUUUACAUAGGCCCAUGGGAAUUAAGAGACUUGGUUAGUUUGGAGGGAGCACUCACUUCCGGCCACAGUGUGAGAUACACCGUCAACUUGACCAACUGCUUCUUAAUGUCGGGCGGUGGAAUUGACCGUCUCUCUUUCGGAGAUUAUGUUAAUACCUAUGAAAUAUACAAGGACCUAGUUACGCAAGAGAUCACACAGUUGGAGUUUUCGCAUCGAAAACUUAUUCACGGGGAUCAUGGUUUCAUGUCUAUUCUGAAGGAAAUCAUCGUUCAUAGCAACUCAACUGUCAUCGUGACAGUCACGUACCUACUUCCGGCUAGCAACCAUGUUUUUAAGCAGGGUCAGUGGUACUGUCGCCUUUAUGAUUUUGCACAAAAAGACGGCAGUCUAAAGUUUAUUACAGAGCCUCACAAGAACGUCAUGCCAAUCAAGAAAUUCUCUUCACUUCUGUCGUUAUUGCAAAAGGGUCGACUUGUCCGCAUGUCGGUGGAUUAUAAUAUUUGUGCUGGCGCACGGACCAAAGCCAUUUCCGGUGGCGAAAUCACAGAUUAUGAUGUCAUGGAAUCAGAAAAAUUCCUUGAAGUUUCUAUGAGUCGUCAACUGACUAGUUACCGCGGCUACCACAAGUUUGUGCUAAAUUUUGUCACCUUUGUGUUUCACUCGAACGGCAACGUUCUUGUGCGUGCUACCACCAUGGAUUCUCUCACCUACAUGCCCUACACAUCAAGUAAAAUGCAUUGCAACUUUGGAACGAUGGACGAUAAGGGUUCAGUACGAUUAUUUUACCAAUAA